This is a messenger RNA of Heterotrigona itama, 1197 nucleotides long. NCBI's taxonomy places the organism in Eukaryota, Metazoa, Arthropoda, Insecta, Hymenoptera, Apidae. The record is from the annotation of a GenBank genome assembly.
AGAUAAAAUUAUUCAAAAAGAUACUCAACAAAUAUGUUUUUUGACAAGUCUAAUGUUUUUAAUUUUCUUUUAAUACACAUCCCUUUACGCAUCAAGUGUUCGUCACUUCCAAUUCAAUGCCAGGUAUUGAUAAAAAAUAAUAGAUACGAUUUCAAAAUGCACUCACUCACGACUCUCACGAAUAUAGAAUAUUUUCACUCUGGCAGUGGUUGGUAAAACAGAAUCAGGGAAAAUGCUUUUCCGAUUACAGGGUUUGUCGGAAGUAAUCCUUAUUCCUCAAGACGAAUACGGUGUAGAUACAGAGAUUCUAAGAGAAACGUUGAGGAACAGAAAGCUGUCUGGCAAGAAAAUGCCCAAAAUAAUGUACAUAAAUCCGACCGGGAUGAAUCCCACAGGCAUCAUUAUCCCGCUGGAAAGGCGGAAAGAGAUAUACAGGUUAGCGUGCGAGUACAACUUCUUGAUUCUGGACGACGAUCCUUACCACUUCAUAUACUUUGACGACGUGGAACCGAAAUCGUUCUUAUCGUUGGACACGGAGGGCAGAGUCAUUAGGCUGGACUCGUUUUCGAAAGUGAUCAGUAGCGGUCUCAGAUUGGGAUUCAUCACGGCACCAGCUCCACUGAUAGCGAGCAUAGAGCUCCACUUGCAGAGCAGCCACCUUCAUGCCCCUACGUUAUCCCAGGUGAUACUGUAUAGGCUGAUGAAAUUAUGGGGAUACGACGGGAUAAUGAAUCAUUUCAUGGGGAUAAGACGGUUUUAUAAGCAGCGGAGGGAUGUUAUCGCCAGGCUUGCUGAAAAACACUUGAACGGUUUGGCAGACUUCGUGUUACCUAUGGGAGGCUUCUUCCUCUGGAUCAAAGUUCGCGGUAUUAACGACACAUGGAAAAUGAUUAUGCAGCGAGGAGUCACAGAAGGUAUCAUAAUGGUACCUGGUGCAGCCUUCAUGAAGGAUUCUAGCAAACCAUGCAACGCUAUCAGAGCUAGUUUUGCCAAAGCUUCGUACGAAGAAAUGGACUUGGUAAGUUGUAAUUAAACACAGACUGAAAUACCUGAUAUCGACGGAGUUACCAAACUUACCAUAAUACGAUAAAUCUAAUGACUUUUCUUGAUUUUCAGGCAAUGAAAAGGUUGGCGGACCUAAUCAGAUCCGAGCUGCGAAAUAAUUACUCAAUAAUGAAUGAGAAUUUGUUCAUAAAU